Molecule: messenger RNA, 3759 nt
Organism: Neogale vison (American mink)
Lineage: Eukaryota; Metazoa; Chordata; Mammalia; Carnivora; Mustelidae
Gene: C2H1orf198
Product: chromosome 2 C1orf198 homolog
Exons: 4
Coding region: 12-1010 (332 amino acids)
Source: RefSeq, a predicted model, not a curated record
CCAGGCCGGGCAUGGCGUCGAUGGCGGCGGCGAUCGCGGCCUCGCGCUCGGCGGUCAUGAGCGGGAACCGGCCUCUGGACGACCGGGAGCGGAAGCGCUUCACCUACUUCUCGUCGCUGAGCCCCAUGGCCAGGAAGAUCAUGCAGGACAAGGAAAAGAUCCGGGAGAAGUACGGGCCCGAGUGGGCGCGGCUGCCGCCCGCGCAGCAGGACGAGAUCAUAGACCGGUGCCUGGUGGGGCCGGGCGCCCCCGCGCCCCGCGACCCGGGGGACUCGGGGGACUCCGAGGACCUGGCGCGCUUCCCCGGCCUGCGCGGGCCCACGGGCCAGAAGGUGGUGCGCUUCGGGGACGAGGACAUAACUUGGCAAGAUGAGCACUCUGCCCCCUUCUCCUGGGAAACGAGGAGUCAGAUGGAGUUCAGCGUCUGUUCCUUAUCCAUCCAAGAGCCGGCCAGCGGCACAGCCAGCGAGGCAAGACAGCUGUCGAAAGCGUCCCAGGGCUCGCAGGCCCUCCGGUCCUCCCAGGGCGGCAAGUCCUCCAGCCUGGAUGCCCUGGGUCCUGCCCGGAAGGAGGAGGAAGCUUCCUUCUGGAAGAUCAAUGCGGAGCGGUCCCGGGGAGAGGGGCCCGAGGCUGAGUUCCAGUCGCUGACGCCCAGCCAGAUCAAGUCCAUGGAGAAAGGUGAGAAGGUCCUGCCUGCCUGUUACCGGCAGGAUCCCGCUCUGAAGGACAGGGAGGCCAAGGGGGAGAGGCCCAGCAAUGUCCGCCAGGAGCAGCGCGUCUUUCCGUGUGUCAGCGUCGAGCAUGAGAGACCCCAGCCUGUCCAGGCCUGCGCCAGCACCGGGAAGGAAGCCGUCCCGUCCGAGCCCGUAGGGAAGCCGCCCUCUCCUGAGGACCAGCAGGACGUCGUGGAGGAUGUGGAGGAUGGGCUGUUUUCGGAACCCAUGCCGACUCAGGUCACCUCAAGUAAUGUUGUCUUGAAGACAGGAUUCGAUUUUCUGGACAACUGGUAAAAUGUAUUAGACCAAAAUAAUAAUAAUAAUAAUAAAAUCAAGAACCCCUGGAGUGUUUUUCCAAAGCGGUGUGGUGGAGGAGGAUAAAAUGGGCAAUAUUUCCCUUUGUAUUUUCCUGGUUUCUGUACACUUUUUUCUUAAUCAUUUGGAAACUGGUAAAUAUUGCCUUGUCCAGAUUUCCAGAUUUUUCUCUUUUUGGUAAGGCCAGAUAUAUAUGCUAUUUUCAAUGAUUUGAUAACAGAAGUUUUGCAUUUGGAAUUUUUAAAGACUGUUAGGGAAUUCCGUUGAUCUUCCAUUCCCAGUUCCACCCAAUUCCCCCCACCCCAGAGAAAACGGUUUCUCAUUGUGUCACAAAAAUCGUGAAAGCGAUUUCCCUCUUUUUCUCCUUUAGUCUCUCCCCGUUUUAUUAAUUGGGUGGACUUUGGUUGGGUGGCUAUUGGUGAUAUCCUCAGUAGUGGCAUCAGCACGCCGGCUGUGACCACGGAAGGAUGACCCCGCCACUGCCCCCAGUCCCCACCCAACGUCCCCAGCCAUCCAGGGCCACCUGAAGCCACGCUUGUCGGAUCGUGUGCCAUCUCCACCCUCACGGCGUUGCCAGGAAACAGACUGUUGGCACACGGCAGAGAUGCUCUUUCGUUCGCCCUGAUAGCUAUUCAAACCAUUCAUAGCUGUUUAAGAAGAGCUGCAUGUUUAAAAGUUUUGUAUUGACUUUUCAUUAUUUUGUAUCUAGGUUUAGAUGUUGUAGGGCUACCACUUUUCUGGGGUGUGUACUGGUUUCUUUCUGGAAGCUCUUUGCUACUCACGUGGCCUGUGGAUGUCCCCUGUCUCGGGCGUCUGCAGGGGUAAGGGCGGACAGCAGGUGUUAGAGGAUGGACUCUUCUGAGUAGGUGUGUUAGAACCUUCCAGCAUGAGACUGGCGGGCCAGUGGACGUCUUCAUCCCAAGGACUGGUCAUACUCCCUGGACGAUCUCCCUCUGCAUUCCUGACCACCAUCCGAAGUGAACAGUCAAGUUUCUGCAGCGCCCGCAGCGCCCCCUGGAGACCUGUGUGGUCAUAGCAAUGGCAUCUCUUGGAGCGAGACUUUUUGUGACCCGCUGCUGCGCAGGUGUCGUGGCAGCUCCCAGGCUGCCCAGGGGAGCAAGGUGGCCCAUGCCCCGGAGGUGGGUGGGACAGGGCGAGGAGGAGUGUGGGCCUUACCCUGGGAAGCCUAUGCCCUGACCCGUGGCCCUGAGCUGCAGGAGCCUGCGGGACGCACCCGAGUGCGAUCUACACAUGGCCUCUCACUGUGUUCUCCUCACCCGAAGCCUUAACCCCUGCGAGUCCAGCCAGUGAGCACCUAGUUUCAGUAUCAAAGUGUGUCUUUUUAAAAAUGCAUUUCUGUUUCGUAUGACCUCCUUAAGUGAUUUCCAGAAUAUCUUAUCUGGCUCCAAGGUAAAGCCCAUGGCAACUUACCCUGCCCCCCCCCCAGGAAUGUUUCUGCCAAAGUUGUGGCCCAGCCAACUUUUGAUUUGAUUUCUGCCAAUUGGAUUAUGUCCUUAAACUUCAUUUGGGCCCUUAGGGUUGUGGAUAUGACCUUCUUGCUUUGGUGACUGUGUUAUGGCAAAUAGAGGUUCUUUUGUACCAUUUAAGAAUAGUGAAACAUGCCAGGGAAAGAAGGUUUCUAGCAUGGUGGGGAGGGAAAAGGGAAACUCCAGCUGACACAGCACGGCAGCGUGCCCGCCCCUCAGGUUAGCUGCUGAGUCUCGGAGCCUGGCUCGCCAUCUGCCUCCACUUCCAGCCUGGAGGACAUUGGACUGUCUCAGAACCCGUGCUUGAAAACGGUUUCUUAAACGAGAGAUGGACAGGUGUGCGUUGGUAUCCCUGGUGUAGCAGGGGGAACUGAACUACAUCCAGGAACAAUCAGCCCAAGAUGAGCUGUCUGUUCUCUGAGGAGAUGGUUCUCAUUAAUUGCUGAUUUUCACAUAAAGCCCAAUUAUUCCUUUCAAGUUGGACCCUGGAAGCUGAGGGGGUUCGGGGAUGGUAGAAAAUCUCUGCCUCCCCAGGUGCCACCUGGGAGCCUCUGCUCAGAGCUAUUCAGUUAAUCUUGUUUCUACAGAAUCUUAAGUUUUGUAAGAGACGGCCUCCUGAGAUGAAAGGUAAAGUCAAAACUUGGGAAAUCCUCGAGUGGUGUUGCUUGGCCCUGCUCUCAGAGGUCAGGGACUGAGAAGGAGGCGUGAAGGCCUAGAGGACACAGGCUAGUGGGUGUCUGAGAUGGUUCCUGCCCACCGAGGAACUGUGUUCGGUGUGUCCAAGUACUAUGGACAAAUGAAGCUCUUAAGUUUGCCAUCCGCCCCCCAACAUGUAUCAGAGUAGGGUUUUUAGAACCAGGAGUUUAUAUUUAUUAUUUUAAAAAUACACACUUUUCAGCUAAAGCCUGUAUUUGGUGUUGGGUGUCCCCCCCCCCCGCACCCCCAUUCGGUGCAUCUGGGAUUCAGCUCAAGGAUUUAGUGUCUUGCUUUGGGUGACCAUUCCUGACCCCCAGAAAGUCAGAAACUAGUUUCAGUUCCUUCACUUGGGGGUCCCUACCCUGCUCUCUGGGUUUGGGAGUGCUGCCUGCUGGGGACGGCUGCAAGCCGCACCCCACGGGGAUGUCAGACCCGCCUCCCUUUCUUUGUUACAUGUUUUCAAAAACAAUUGAAACAUUCUUACUGACGACUUGUAACUUGGUUGUAUUUUAUAUUAAUAGCCUUUAAUAAAGCCAUUUAAAAUA